Molecule: messenger RNA, 444 nt
Organism: Lodderomyces elongisporus
Lineage: Eukaryota; Fungi; Ascomycota; Pichiomycetes; Serinales; Debaryomycetaceae
Gene: DAD2
Product: Dad2p
Exons: 1
Coding region: 1-444 (147 amino acids)
Biological process (GO): attachment of spindle microtubules to kinetochore; mitotic cell cycle
Cellular component (GO): DASH complex; mitotic spindle pole body; mitotic spindle midzone
Source: RefSeq, a predicted model, not a curated record
AUGCUGAAACUGAAUACUGCUAUAUAUCAAAAGAUUGCUGAAAAACGAAGUAACCUCGAUCAGCUUCGAGAGUUUCGCUCGUUAGCUGACGAUUUGGUCAAUGAACUUGAGAAUAUAGGCGAGGACCUUGGUCGCAUGAAAGGCGGCACAGCUAGUAUUGCAUCUAUUGUUGCUAAUUGGCAAAACGUAAUUCAAUCCAUUUCAUUGGCAUCUAUUGGCUUGAUGCGGCUGGUGAAUGAAAAUGCAGCUAAUGAAGAAGAAAAGGAGGAAAUGGAAGUCGAGGGUAAAGACGGCGAGAAAGUGAAACUGAAACUGAAGGAAAUUGUACAGUACCCAGAGCCUCUUGUUCGAAUUAAAUUGGAACAGGAACGGGAUUUUGGAGAGGCAAAAUCAAAUGAAAAAGACGUCGAAGAAGAGAAUGAAGAUAAUAUUCAUGAAAAUUGA